GAUGCUUGUGUCGGAUUGGCCUAGAUCUUACCAAGAGGAAAUCUCUGCCGUUGACUUUCAAAGAUGGAUCAUCAACAGUAAGAUUUGCUUGAACUCCCCUCUUCUGCUUUGCUCAGAAGCCUACUCCCCUCCAAUGGCGCCCCAACAACUCUCCUCCCUUCUAUGUUCUCUCCUACUCACUCUCACUUGCCUUCUCUUCUCCAGCCAAUGUGCUGUCUCCGGGACCAAUCUAAAGGCAAAUCUUCUCUUGUUGGAUUUUACUAUGUACAUGGGAGACCUUCCUGAAGAAGAAUCUUCUGUAGCAUCACUUCACGUAAGCACGCUACAGAAAGUGGUGGGCAGAGCUCCUAUGUUCUUACGGUGGAAUGAAUUGAACAGUGAAGCAGAAAACCGUCUACUGCACAGUUACAGUAAGAGCUUCAAUGGAUUCUCUGCAAAACUAACGGAGGAAGAGAUGGAAGAGUUGUCAGAUAUGGAUGGAGUGGUGUCCGUAUUCCAAAGUCAAAAGCAAAAACUCCAUACAACAAGAUCAUGGGACUACAUGAAUUUCCCUCUGCAACAAAAUCAUAGGAGCAAGAUACUACCACAAGCAGGGACCAAUUCCCGAAGAAGACAUUCCAUCUCCAAGGGACUCAGAUGGCCACGGGACACACACUGCAUCAACGGCAGCCGGAAACAUUGUCACCAAGGCGAGCUUGUUUGGCUUGGGCCUGGGGACAGCCCGAGGCGGGGUUCCCUCGGCCCGCAUAGCGGUAUACAAGCGUUUGAGGAUGCAAUCGCCGACGGCGUUGACAUAAUAUCAAUUUCCUUAGGGGGCUACUCCGCUGCUGACUAUUUUUCUGAUCCUAUUGCGAUCGGAUCUUUUCAUGCCAUGAAGAAAGGAAUAUUAACAUCCGCUUCGGCCGGUAAUGAAGGUCCUCACCGUCAGACAAUCUCAAAUGUGGCGCCUUGGCUUGUCUCGGUGGCUUCGGGCACCACGGACCGCAAGUUCUUAACCCCAGUUAAGUUGGGAAACAGAGAAGUUUACAUGGGAUUUUCACUUAAUACAUUUGAGCUCAAUCGCAUGUAUCAUCUAAUAUAUGCAGGAAAUGUACCAAACAAAAUCGAGGGAUUUGAGGGAUCCAUUUCAAGAAGCUGGUUUCCAGUGAAAGUAAUGUUUCAUUAUAAAACCAAACACCCCUUAACUUUUGCUAAAUGGGAAACUGAUGCUACGUGCCUGCCUGACUCGUCAUGGAACUGUAGGUUUUGUGCCAACAACUCAUUGGACAAAACUUUGACCAAGGGAAAAAUAAUCCUUUGCGACUUAUCCGAAAAAACAUCGAUAGAUACCAUACCCUCCAGUGGCGUUGUAGGGUAUGUUCUGCAAUAUCAAGAUUCUGAUGAAACUGCCAGGGCUUAUCCAAUUCCUGCAGCUUGUAUGCAACAGGAACAAGGCGUCCACCUGCUUGAUUACAUAAAUUCAACCAGAAACCCAACUGGAGUUAUAAUGAAAAGUAUAGAACGGAUAAAACCACUAGCCCCUAUUGUAGCCAGAACUUCCUCAAGGGGUCCAAACCCCAUUUCACCAGGCAUUCUUAAGGAAUCCACCCAUGGAUGU
This is a messenger RNA of Thlaspi arvense, 1597 nucleotides long. The record is from the annotation of a GenBank genome assembly. Lineage: Eukaryota; Viridiplantae; Streptophyta; Magnoliopsida; Brassicales; Brassicaceae.